Messenger RNA from Choloepus didactylus (southern two-toed sloth), 2020 nucleotides. It is a transcript of the gene IFITM10, whose product is annotated as interferon induced transmembrane protein 10. The coding region runs from base 1 to 1539 and encodes 512 amino acids. Lineage: Eukaryota; Metazoa; Chordata; Mammalia; Pilosa; Megalonychidae. The record is from RefSeq and is a predicted model, not a curated record. Gene Ontology annotation, cellular component: plasma membrane. The transcript has 5 exons.
AUGAGCAGGUGCGGCUCCCCUGGGCCGGGCACCCUGGUCCUGCCGGCCAUCGGGCCUCCCUGGCUGCCUUGGGAGCUGCUGGACCCGGGAGCAGAGCAGGCCUCGGUGGGCGCCGGGCCGUGGUGGCCUCAAGCAGCACAUGCGGCAGAGUUGGGGGGAACUUGGCGAGGCUCAGAGACAACAGGACUUCCCCCAAGAGGGGUGACAGACAGAGUCGCGAGGACUCUGAGCAGCGCCCGGAAGGGGCUGAGCAGGUGGCAGCUCCUUGGCCCGGAGCGGGGCGGCCCGCGGAGCAGCGGCUGGGAGGGGCGGGCUGGAGGGGCGGUCCCGAGGGCCGAGGGUGGGGGUGUCCCCACCGGGCCCAGCCCCGCGCCUCCCGAGGGUUCGGCUUCCGGCCCGGGCGCCGUCGCCCCCGCCCUCCCGGCGCCGCGCGGCCGGUGGAGGAGGCGGGAUGUAGCGGCGGCCGGUGAGUCAGGUUCCCGGGGCGGCCGCGCGGCCCGGCCUGCUGCGGACCCAGGAGGGACGGAGCCAGGAGACGGCGGCGCCCGGAGACCCCCGCCCCUCCCCAGGCUGCGCCGCCGGGACGCGGCUCCGCGGGACCGCCAAGGACGCGCGGACGCCGGCGCGGCCGAGCCCCGGGGCGCCGCGGCGCGCCCCGCUUGGGGAGGCGCUGGUUUCGCGGAGGGCCAUUGCGCGGCCGCUCGGGGCGCGGGGUGGGUGGCGCCGGGGCCGGGCCGGGGCGCGCACUCGGGGCCCGCGGCUGCGCUCAGCCGGGAGCGGUGGUCCGACCGGCGUCGCUGUGGGCGCCCACGCUGCGUGUCUCAGCGGGAGCGGUUCACCGGACGGUGCCUCCGCGCGCGCGGGGCGGCGGGGUCGCGGCUGGCGCCGGUGUUUGUGUGCGAGUGUCCGAGCGUGUCGGCGGGUGUCCGCAGGCAGGCCCAGGGCCCCCGCCGCUGCCCAGCCCCGCUGGGAGCCGCGGCCAGCACCACGGACGGCGCCCCGGAAGCCCGAGUCCCCCUGGACGGGGCCUUCUGGAUUCCCAGGCCCCCGGCCCGGUCGCCCAAGGGCUGCUUCGCCUGCGUGUCCAAGCCGCCCACCCUGCAGGCGCCCGCGGUGCCCGCCCCGGAGCCCUCGGCCUCGCCCCCCAUGGCCCCCACUCUGUUCCCCAUGGAGUCGAAGGGCAGCAAGACGGACAGUGGGCGGGCGGCGGGUGCCCCCCAGGCCUGCAAGCACCCGUCCGAGAAGAAGGCGCUGACGAACCCCACGGCGGUGGUGGAGAUCCACCCGGACACCACCGAGGUGAACGACUACUACUUGUGGUCCAUCUUCAACUUCGUCUACCUCAACUUCUGCUGUCUGGGCUUCAUCGCCCUGGCCUACUCCCUCAAGGUUCGGGACAAGAAGCUUCUCAACGACCUGAACGGAGCCGUGGAGGACGCCAAGACGGCCCGGCUGUUCAACAUCACCAGCUCGGCCCUGGCAGCCUCCUGCCUCAUCCUCAUCUUCAUCUUCCUGCGCUACCCGCUCACCGACUACUGAGCCCUGGGCCCUGCUGCUGAGGGCGUGGAACCCCGAGAUGUCUGCACCCCACGAUCGAGGGCAUCCCAGAUGCCGUGCUGCCAGAUGGAGCAGGCCCGAGGCUGAGGGCAGAGAGACCACCAGAAGCUACGAGCAGCAGGGGUGCCAGCGCCCUCCCAGCCCACCCCCAUCUCCCGGCCCUCUGCCUCUGCCUGUUUCUGGGGUCACAGCUUUGUCCCUCCCCGUGGAUUUCUUCUUGUGCUGCUGCACCCCCGGCUUCCAGCGGCUGUCCUGCCUGCCCUGAUGUGCCCCUUCCCAGCUCUUGGGGCCCCUCGGACCUGACACCCAGCAAGAAGGGCUUACAUGGGGGCUUCCCAGUAUGGGGGGCUGCCAGCAUCUGGGGACUUGGUCUUUUCUCCCCCACCCCCAGCUCCUCCAGACUGUGGCCCUGCCCAGAGCUCUUGUAUCUGUGAACUUUCAAUAAAAUACCUGCCUGGCUCCA